Molecule: messenger RNA, 1556 nt
Organism: Eleginops maclovinus (Patagonian blennie)
Lineage: Eukaryota; Metazoa; Chordata; Actinopteri; Perciformes; Eleginopidae
Gene: abraxas1
Product: abraxas 1, BRCA1 A complex subunit
Exons: 9
Coding region: 13-1098 (361 amino acids)
Biological process (GO): mitotic spindle assembly; protein K63-linked deubiquitination; attachment of spindle microtubules to kinetochore
Cellular component (GO): nucleus
Molecular function (GO): microtubule binding; polyubiquitin modification-dependent protein binding
Source: RefSeq, a predicted model, not a curated record
ACAACAACAAAGAUGGCGGAGCCAACCGUUCGGGUCUCCGGGAUCGUUUUCUCCUCUCUGAUGUUCCAGCACGUGAACACGGACUCAGACGCGGAGGGUCUGAUCCUGGGGGAGAGCCGGUUCGAGGAGCAGAUCACCAUCAGUGACUCUCAGGCCGAUAACAUCCACAUCGACGAGACCUACAACGUACAGAAGCACAUCGCCUGCCACAAACUGCACCAUUUCUACAGCAGUGCAGGAGAGGUGAACACAGACGCUGUGAAGAAGCUGCUGGCCGACAAUAAGCAGGAGAGCGUGAUCGGCUGGUACCGGCAGCGCAGGAACUCGGAGCAGCAGAUGAGCUUCAGGGAGCGGAUCGUCCACGAGUCCCUGAAGGCAUCGCUAAGGAACCCCCACCUGGUCCUCCUGCUGCUGACCCCCUGCAGAGCUUCCAGGACUGCAGCCACCCACCGGACCGAGUACAGCGCCCACAUCUCCCGCAACAGUGUGUUCCUGAGCGUUCCUGUCCUCCUCAAUAACCUGGGUCUGCAGGAGCAGCUCAGCUACUGGAAGCUUCCUGCAGGAUGUUCUGCAGAGCGCUACAGCGCCACCAUCAGGAGACACAGCUCCAGCUUCUUCUCCUCUGACGGGCUGCUGCGGGACGUCAACGACGUGAACGCCAUGAACGAGUCUCUGCAGGAGGAGCUGCAGAAGGCGUGCAGCGAGGUGGAGGAGAGCGAGCGGCAGCUGGAGACUCUGCAGUCCGAAGUGUCAGCGCUGAGGAAGAGGAGCAGAGAGAGGAGGAAGAGGAGUGAAGCUGCAGGAACAAGAGGCGAGGAAGAGGACGACCAGAGGAAGAACCUUCGUCUCCAGGAGGCCGUCAGCGCUCUGUUCAGACGCUCGCCGCACUUCCUCACACACACUCUGACGCUGCAGGCGUUUCCUGUCCCGGAAGGCACCAUCAGCGGCGAGGAAGAGGAGGAGGAGGACGUCUGCCCAGUGUCGGUAUGUGAGGAGGACACUCAGGAGAACACCCCCCCACUGCACACACUCUCCCGGAAGAGGCCGAGAGAGACGGCGGGGAGCAGCGAGAGGAAACGCAGUAAAAGUAAAUCCUGAUGUGAGGUCAGAGGGUCUCCUCUCAACCCUUCAUUUCUGUGAUAAAUGUUUGGAUAUAUUUUGGGAAUCGUUUACAUUUGAUAAAGUCUUCUUUUUUUAAAAAGAUCUGUUCCAGUCUUUAAUUUAUUCAAAUGCAGAAGUGAAGUUAUAAAUGAAUCUGCUUAAUAUAUAAUAACAAAUAAAACACUAAAUAAAUAUAAAUCAGAUAAUAAUAAUAAUAAAGAUAAACUAGUUUUUACCCAAAUUUGGUUUCUGAAAUAUGUUGGGUUAUUUCCUCUGGACCUUUAGAGAUCAAAUCAGAAGAAUCCAGAAGAAAAUGUGAAGAAAUUAGAGAAAAAUAAAGAACAUUUAGCAGAUUCUAGAUUUUCAAUAAUCCUCUUUAAUGACAGACUGAUAAUAAAAAACACAGUAUUUCUCCACCUGUCCGACAGGCUUCAAUAAACACAUUCAAUAAACGG